Molecule: messenger RNA, 4831 nt
Organism: Ictalurus punctatus (channel catfish)
Lineage: Eukaryota; Metazoa; Chordata; Actinopteri; Siluriformes; Ictaluridae
Gene: gpr75
Product: G protein-coupled receptor 75
Exons: 1
Coding region: 656-2299 (547 amino acids)
Biological process (GO): G protein-coupled receptor signaling pathway
Cellular component (GO): membrane
Molecular function (GO): C-C chemokine receptor activity
Source: RefSeq, a predicted model, not a curated record
AGUAUAUAUUAUAUAUAUAUUCUAAUCGGUUAAACAUGCGAACUGAGCGAACUGAGCAUUGAUGUGGUAUCUUCUUGUUCAGGCUGGAGGAAAUCUCCACAUCUGCAUGCUUCAUUUCUAUGUACUGUAUAUUUGUCCAUCACAUAUAGGGGCACUGAGGGAUGGUUGUGGAGGAUAUGAAAUGGUCUGGUCGCGUGACAUAAUAGAACUAAAAAUAAUCGAUGCAGAUUUUCCAAUCUAUUGCAGUCCGCGUUCUGGACAUAUACAUCUAUGAAAAAAAGAGAGAUGUCAUGUAAUCGUGAAAAACAAGUCGGAGAUUAGAACAGCUGGCUAAACAGUGUUUCAGCAUAACUAAGAGGCGACUGCAUGCAGUAUAUUUAAUAGCCCAGGUGCAUGUUGCAUAAUUCGUAAAUAAUUCAUAAAGGGCAUGGAAUUUUUUUUUUUUUUUUUGGGUUAGAUUGUGCAUGGAAAGCAUUUUUGUUCAUGUUAAUCUUCACAGAGCUCUUAGUGAGGAAGACUCACUUGUGUUUUUUUUUUUUCUUUUUUGUGUGUUCUGUCAGUACUCCAGGAGAAAAACACACUGCUCAGCCUGGGGGUUUCUGCAUAACGGGAGAAAUACUCUAAGUCUGUGAUACCAACCAACUCCGUUUGUACCAUGAACAGCACUGCAUGGCCUUUGGACCUGGCAGAUUUUGCUAGGAGCCAGGCCUUCAACAGCACUCUUGGACAGACUCCCGUCAGCGGCUGGGCCUUGAUCCACACGGCUACUCUGGCCUCCUGCUCUCUUCUCCUCGUUCUUAUCUUCUGCCUGGGCUCGUAUGGCAACUUGGUGGUGUUCCUCUUCUUCUUUGACCCAGCAUUCCGCAAGUUCCGUACCAACAUUGACUUUAUGAUACUGAACCUGUCUUUCUGCGACCUGUUCAUCUGCUGUGUUACUGCACCCAUGUUUGCGCUCAUCCUUUUCCUGGACGUCGGGGACAGUGGAGGUGGUGUAUCAAAGGGCUUUUGCUUUGCCUUUCAUCUCACUAGCUCAGGUUUCAUCAUCAUGUCAUUGGAAACAGUGGCAGUCAUUGCCUUGCAUCGGUUGCGCAUGGUACUGGGCCAGCAACCAAACCAUGCUGCCUCCUUCCCAUGCACUUUGACCCUCACUGCCCUGCUGUGGACUUCUAGCUUCACGCUGGCAGCCUUGGUCACCUUAAGAGCCUACCCCAGGAGCGCUGGUCCCUGCCUGCCUCACUUUGGUCUCACGGGGAAUCGGGCAAAGGUGGUGUUGUAUGUGUACCUUGCAGAUUUCGCUUUUUGUGUGGGUGUAGUGUCCAUGUCAUACCUUAUGAUUGCACAGGCAUUGCGAAAGAAUGCCCUGGUGCGGAAGUGCUCUGUUAUCAUGGUGGGUGCCACACGUCCCCCAGCCGCUCCUCCAGCCUUCAUUGCUGCCGGAUUUGAGGGUAUACAGUGUGCUGUCCAGGUGCCUUCACUCUAUCGUAACCAGACCUAUAACAAGCUUCAGCAUGUUCAGACACACCCAUUCACAAAGAGUAGUAGUCAGGCCCUAGUGCCCAGGGCUGCCACACAUGCUACCUGCUGCCAGUUGGUUUCCAACCUGUCCACAACCAAGGAUUCCAAGGCUGUCGUGACGUGUGUGGUCAUAGUUAUAUCUGUGCUUCUGUGCUGCCUGCCCAUGGGUGUGGCUUUGGCACAGGAUGUUUUGUCUCCAGAGAACAGCUUCGUUCACUACCAGUUUGAGCUGUGUGGAUUUGCUCUUAUCUUUCUCAAGUCGGGCAUAAACCCAUUUGUUUACUCCAGGAACAGUGCUGGCCUGCGACGCCGUGUGCUCUGCUUCCUCCAGUGGCUGGCAUUCGGCUCCUUCUGCUGCAAGCACAAGACCCGUUUGCAUGCCAUGGGCAAGGGAAACCUGGAGGUAAACCGCAAUAAGUCCUCACACCAUGAAACCAAUUCAGCCUACAUGCUCUCGCCAAAGCCGCAGAGGAGGCUGGUGGACCAGGCAUGCGGGCCUAGCCACUCUCGGGACAGCAUGCCCAGUAUGCGUGCCACAACUGGAUGCAAAUCCCAUCCCCCUAGCAGCUCCACACCCAUCAACACCCGCAUAGAGCCCUACUAUAGCAUCUACAAUAGCAGUCCCUCACAUGGACCCAGUUCGCCCAAUAGCCUGAAACCAGUGAACUCUCAGACCACAGGCUUUGCAAAGAGCUUCAUGGCCAUGCAUUAUCACAUCCACCAGGAGGCACUGCAGGACUUUGACAGUACCUCAGCCCAUCAGAUACCCACACCCUCAGUAUGAAUGCUGUACUACUGCUAAGCAUUUUGGGAGCAAUAGAAUGGCUGUUUGUGCUUACAUGUACAUCGUUCGUUUGUGUUUUUUUCAGUGCUGGACUUUGAGAGGCUGUGCACAUUUGAUGCUAAUUCAGACUAUCCACAACGUGUUAUUGCUGUUCCUUGACUUAAGGACAUUCUAUUUUUACACUAACCUCAAGCGUUUGAUAAGGUGAUGAAAGUGUCAUAAGUUGUUAUACAUUUAAUGUUGUAUUAAAUGUUUUGCAAGUGUAUUUUUUUUUUUCCUAAAGUGACUUCAUUUUGAAGAACUAAAUAUUUUCCAAGCAAGGGAGAGAUGGAGCACAUUGUAGGUUCAUUGUCUGGGGACAACAGUCAAUCCUCAUCAGUAUUAGACUUGUUACAUCCAGACAAAAAAAAAAAAAAAAAAUCAAUUACAGAAUUAAACAUUUAGCAGCUUCGUUAUGAAAGUAAAAUUAUAUUUUGUGUCAGCUUUACGCUUAAUUUGUAUUAGAGAACUACACUCAAAAUGUUUCGUUUCAAAUAUAUGUAUAAGCCAGUUUGUCCGGAUCGCCUAGACGAAAAUACAACAUAACAUUCAAAACAUGCUAAUUCGCUAUUACAGCCACGCAAAAUGUUCAUUUUAAAUGAAUGCCUGUUUUACACAGUUUUCUUCAGAGUAUAAAAUUGAUACCCCUACAUUUUUCUUUUAUAGCACGUCAUGCUGGACAAUUUUAACUGAUUGAGAUGGGUGACACAUUAAAGGAAAAGCCUAAGAAGGUGCUAGGCCAUUACAAGCCAGUCUAGAACUGUACUAGAGGGAUGAGCACCAUUCUUCCAAAGGAUAAUCUCUCGAUUGGUGAAAUCACUCAAAAUCUCCCCUAGGUGUUCAACUGCAUUGAGAUCAGGUGACUAUGACUGUGUUUUCUCAACCGGGGGGUAUUUAAAUGCAUCCAAACAUAUUCAAAUAGAUCAUACGCACAUCCAAUGUAAGAUGUUUUAAAAUGAACCAAUUUGGUUAUUCACAUAUCACACUAGCUGAGCUGACGAUCGUUCAUCGAUGGAUUUAUUUGAAAUUUAUUUACAAAUGAAAAGAUCAUUUGCAAAAACCUAUGACUUUAUGAGUGGUAGACAAGUUCAAGUGUCGCAUUGACAGGUAAAAAAAUAAACAAAACAGUCUCAAACUAAAUGUCACACCAACAAUAAAAAAUGUGAAAAAAUAAAUCAAUCCCGAAAUCUUUUGAUUCAAUUUUAAACGUCCAAUGUUAAUAUUAUUAAUGUUAAAUAUUAAUAAAAUAAAGUAACAUAUAUAGAAAUGACUGUUAAAUAUAUAGCCUAUGAUUGUUGUGGAGUAGGGGGUCCUUGUGGAUUGUUCGAAAUAUGCUAGGGGUAAAGAGCUCACAAAAGGUUGAGAACCACUGGUGAAGACCAUAGCAUAUAAUAUAAAUAAUUUAUCAUCAAACCAUUCAGUGAUCAUAGUUUGCUGUGGACAGGAUCAUCCUAGAAGAAACCGAUCACAUCAUGACAGAAAUAUUUUGUCAUAUGAUCAAGGUGAUCAGAAGAACUCUGAUUUGCAGUGAAUGCAUCUAAGAGGAUGCAUGGAACCUAACCAUACCAGCGAAAUACCCCCACAGACUCACCAGUUAAGCAUUUAAUCUGCCUGCCUUAGUCAUUUUUAAUCCGUUUUGCAUUUAUGACCUCACAUCAGACAUAAUAUGACCGAGAGAUCUGCUGUCCUUCAACAUUUUUACAAUCUUUACCUGCUAGAAAACGAACAGUAAAGCCCUGAUUGAAGUAAAGUCUGAAAUAGGUAGGGCUCAUGCAGCAACAUAGCCUAGAUCAUAAUAGUGGUCAACUUAAAGCCAUUAAACAUCUUUUCCAGCAAGGACCACAGGGCUGUUUCAUUAAAACCGAGGAAACGAUUUUGUUUCCAAGUUAUAAAAUUGGUAAGCUCAAGUGAGCAUUGUGUACUCGUAUUUAACAUCAAGAUUGAAAUUGCAAUCCUAUGCAAAUGAAGUAGAGCCAAAAGAUAUUCAUCGUUUGCUCGUUUUCUUACUAAAUUGGGCUAUGGGAUUCCAUCUAAAUGAUGAAUAUCGCAGUUUUAAAACCCCAUGCAAACAUCCCUGAAUUAGGCACAUUUCACAAACUAGAUUCAUUUAGGUGUGUAUAGCAGUCCAUAUAGGAUUUCAGCGUUUAUUUUUUUAAGUGACUGUUGCAGCCAAAAAAAUUCCACGAACAUUUUUUCUGUUUUUUUUGUGGAAAACUACUUGAAGUUGCAAUUGCACAGAAUUGUUUUGCAUGAUCUUUCACCGUGAUGUUUGUUGGUAAAUGAGAACUUUUAGCUGUACUCGUUCGGCACAUGUGAAUCGAAGGCGGGGUUUGGCUGAAUCCACGUCGCAAUGACAUCGCAUGGUGCUUUGUGAUGAUUUCACAUGAUGUGUCUUGGCCCAAUUCUUCAGAAAAUCUGCGGUAAUUUUGAAAAUCGUGGAGUUUCCUUGAUUUUGCGUUCAUCUCUGCAAUCGCAAAAUCCUGGAGGGACUGG